AAUGGAUGAUGACAUUAAGGAAGGAAUAGUAAUUUUCACUUCUCCCUUAAAAGAAAUUGUUUCUUUCUUUGCAGGAAUCGAAACGCAGCGAAGCAAACGUCAAACGUGGAUUGGAAUUUCUGAAAUGUUGCGAUCUGAAAAUGUUACGAAUCUUCGUUUCUGAUCUACUGUCAAAUAAAGAAAAGCACAGAUCCAAAACCCAAAUUAACUCAAAAACCCUUGAUAAAAGAAAAUAAUUCCCACAUUCCCCUCUCCAUCUCUACUUUUUUUUUCGCUUAUUAUCUCUCUCACUCUCCGUUCCUCCUUGGAAUUAGAAUUAGCAGUCAAAGAAUGGGAGUUCCUGUGAUCAAAUUCCCAAUUUUUACAGUAGUCAGGUUUUUGGGUUUUUUGGUGACGGCUCUGGUGCUGACAUGGUCGGUGCAUUAUAGAGGAGGAUUGGCUCUUGUCUCCGAUAACAAAGAUCUAAUCUUCAAUGUCCAUCCUGUUUUAAUGGUGAUUGGGCUUAUCCUCAUGAAUGGCGAAGCCAUGCUAGCAUACAAGACUGUUCAGGGAACAAAAAACUUCAAAAAAUUAGUUCAUCUUACGCUACAGCUCCUCGCUUUUUCUUUAAGCUUGAUUGGUGUAUGGGCUGCUUUGAAAUUCCACAAUGAUAAAGGCAUUGACAAUUUUUACAGCUUACAUUCUUGGUUGGGUCUAGCUUGCCUUUUCCUCUUUGGCAUCCAGUGGGCUUCAGCAUUUGUAACCUACUGGUACCCCGGUGGCUCAAGAAAUAGCAGAGCAACCUUGCUUCCUUGGCAUGUAUUCUUUGGGGUUUAUAUUUAUGCCCUGGCUGUUGCUACUGCUACUACUGGCAUCUUAGAAAAAGCCACAUUCCUCCAAACCAACAAGGUAAUAUCACGCUAUUCUACCGAAGCAUUGCUAGUGAACUCGUUGGGUGUCUUGAUCAUUGUUUUAGGUGGUUUUGUUGUUCUUGCAACAAUCACUCCUUUGCGCGCCAAAGAAGACAUCACCAGAAAUGCAACAGAAUAGGCACAGUAUGUAUAUUUGAUAUUUCCAUUAAAAUGAUCAUUGACCGAAAGGUGUAUUCUUACUCCAUGUGAUUCAUAGGGCUUAUUCUUGCUGAUGAUGAAAUAGAUCAUAGAAAACUUGUAAUUGGAAACUCUAUUUGAAUGAUUGGAAAGAGAUGAUUACUUUAAAGUUAGGUUUCAGUGGUUUUGGCUGUUUCAAAA
Molecule: messenger RNA, 1229 nt
Organism: Jatropha curcas
Lineage: Eukaryota; Viridiplantae; Streptophyta; Magnoliopsida; Malpighiales; Euphorbiaceae
Gene: CYB-1
Product: cytochrome B561-1
Molecular function (GO): oxidoreductase activity
Source: RefSeq, a predicted model, not a curated record